Messenger RNA from Triticum aestivum (bread wheat), 1842 nucleotides. RefSeq lists its product as uncharacterized. Bases 241 to 1842 code for a protein of 533 amino acids. Gene Ontology annotation, molecular function: nucleic acid binding; zinc ion binding. NCBI's taxonomy places the organism in Eukaryota, Viridiplantae, Streptophyta, Magnoliopsida, Poales, Poaceae. The transcript is spliced from 3 exons. The record is from RefSeq and is a predicted model, not a curated record.
CGGCCCAACGGACCCCUGAUCCGCGCCCUGAUCGGGGGCGCCCAACCACAAUAUGGUUGACGGGCCCCUGUCACGCAGCGCUACAUAAAGAGGAGGGGGCCGGCGGCACGCAGUACGAGGUUCACCGCGUUGCCAGGCUCCCCACCGAAAACCCCGACCCAAUCUAGGUCUAGCGCUGACAGUGACGGGAAGCUCCGCCGCCACCAUCUCAGUCCACAUCGCCGCCGUCUCCACACCACCAUGGCCGGCGCUGGAUCGAGUUCAUCCGCACCAGGAGAAGGCUUUCACUUGAUGAGUUGCCUAAAAGAAGUUCUGACACUCAGAGGUGACAACCACACUGAGUGGAUGAAGAAAGUUGAACUGGCGUUUAUUUGUGCUGAUCUUGACUGGGUUGUGGUGAAACCACAGCCGGUCAGACCCACAGAGCCAGUAAGAGAGGCCACUGAUGAUGAUGCUGCAUGGGCUAAAAAGAAGGGGGACUAUGCUCCUUUGGAGCAGUCCUACCUCAUAGAUAACCAAAAGUGGGUCAAUGCAAACAAAAAAUGCAUGGCUUUUAUAAAGAAUACAAUUGAGAGCGCCAUUGUGGGCUUCAUUCCAGAGUGCACUUCCGCAAGGGAGUUGCUCACAAAGAUAAAGAGCCAGUUCACUGGCUCUUCAAAGAUCUAUGCCACCCAGGUGUUAGAGCAACUGGUGACAGAACGCUACACAGGUGAUAGUCGUGGAAUAAGAGAGCACAUCCUCAGGAUGAGUAAUAUGGCAGCAAAGCUCAAGCCCAUGGAUGCGGAUCUGGAGAUCAAACCAGCGCUCCUGGUCCACCUGGUCAUGGCUUCACUGCCACAGGAGUUUGCAACUUUUGUUGUAAACUAUAAUAUGUCACCUGGAACAUGGGACAUUGAAAAGACAAUAGCAAUGUGUGUCCAAGAAGAGGACAGACUCAAAGCCGCACAUGGUGGUUCAAUCAACUAUGUGAAGGAUUGGAAGAAAAAGAACUACAAUCAAAACAACAAAAGUUCUCCUUCAAAGAAUGGAAAAGCCCCCUAUCAGCAUCAGCAUCAGCAACAACCUUUCUCAGUGGACAAAGACACGUGUCUCCACUGCAAGCAGAAAUGGCAUUACAAGAAAGACUGCGCUGCUUGGCUGAAGUCAGUCAUGGCAAAAAGAGUGGACUUGCUGCUCGGGGAGAAGUGGAACUUCGGGCGGCCGGGAAUGAGGACAGAACGACGCAAGGUGAGUGGCCAUGGCGACCUGCUGUUGCAUGCGUUGGCCUCCUACAGCGGCGUCAUGCAGGGACGCAGGCCUUUCGGUGGCGCACAGGAUGAGCCAGCCGACCACAGGGGCGGCGCAUCGGAGGAGCCAGCCGUCACGGCGACCGGAUCUGCAGGCGGCGGUGGAGCGGUGGCCGGAUCCCGAGCCAGGGUUGGCGCAGUGGCCAGAUCCCUGGGUGGGGGCGGUGCAACGGCGAGAUCCCUGGGCGGGGGCGGUGCGGCUGCCGGUUCUCGGGGCGGGGGUGGCGCAGCGACCAGAGCUCCUGCCAGAUGUGGAAGGUUGCGGCUUGCAGGGGAGUCGGGAGCAGAGGUUGAAGGUCCAGGUGGAGGCAGGGUGCGGUGGCGGCGGCGGGAAGGCAGGGCGCGGCGGCAGGUGGACUCUGGGCGUGGCUGCGGCGGGUGGGAGGCCGGCCGCGGCGGCAGGAUGAAGGCCGGUCACGACAUGUUUUUUAUUGUGGUCGAGGCAGGGAGAGAAGGUCGUGGAUUUUGUUAUGGGCCGUUCAGGAGGUGGGUUGCUAUGAUUUUCUUUGUUCAGGAUCUCGGGAACACCUCGCGGCCUUAUAUAGAGCAGCUGUGA